GAAAUCUCACCAAGGCAUUUACGACGCAGAUCUUAGGUAUUUGUCUCGAAAGUUUUGUGGACGCGUGAUAAUGGUAAUUUUAUAGUGUGUGGUAGGCUCCGUCUAAUGCUAGUGAUUGCAAGUUUUUACUUUUGGAAGCAGUGUGGUGAAGGACUGGCAACAUCACUGUUGGACCAAUCAGCAAGCAUCUGUGAUAACCAGAAUGGGUAACCUUUUGAGGCUGUUGGCUCGUGAUGACUGCUGCUCAGUGCAAAAAUAUGACAUCUUUCUAGACUUUGAAAACGCCGAGCCGACUGAGAGCGAGCUAGAGACAUGGACCGAGGUGCGCCGUGUGCUGGACGAGUCGCGUCAGAUGCUCAGCGAACUGCAGCAGUACAAGGGCGCCGCCAAGGAAAUCAGAGAGGCUAUCUCCAGUCCCAGUGAUGACACUCAGGCGCGCGCCUGGGAGGCGGUCGUCCCGCUCGUCUUCAUGCUCAAACGAUUCUACCUCUUCUCACUGCAAAUAGACCGGAUCGUCCCUCGGAUUCUGUACGAGCUCUGCUCGGGCCCGAUGACACCGGCUGUCCAUCUGGAGACACAGCAGGCGCUCGUCAAACAGUUCGCAGACAUUCUCGAGUUCGUGCUCAAGUUUGACGAGAUGAAGAUGAACACGCCGGCGGUCCAGAACGACUUUAGCUUCUACCGGCGCACGCUCAACAGCCAGCACUACCGGCGACGUCAGGAGCAGCCGGACGACGCGGCCGGCACGCUGGACAACGAUACCACCAACCGCAUGUCGCUCUUCUACGCCGACCCCACGCCCAUGCUGAAGACGCUCAGUGACGCCACCAGCCGCUUCGUGCGCGAGCACAAGGAGGUUCCCGUUGAGAACACCACUGAGACCCUCGGCACUAUGGGGAAGGUGUGCCAACGCAUGCUGGAAAACCCGGCGCUGAUCGCCCGCUUCCGGCACGAGGAGACCCAUCUCUUCAUACUGCGAGUGAUGGUGGGCCUCAUCAUUCUGUACGAUCACGUGCAUCCGGCCGGCGCCUUCGUCAAAGCAACCAACCUGGACAUCAAGGGCUGCAUCAAAGUGCUGAAGGACCAGCCUCCAGCCAACUCGGACGCACUCCUGAACGCCCUCAGGUACACAACGAAGCACUUGAACGACGAUAAUACUCCGAAACAGAUCAAGACUCUGCUAGCUGUCUAGCUUCGGGAAUCAGUUUCGGAGAUGGCUGCCAGUCUUGCGGCCGAUGGGAGAGACUGAACUUGGUCAAAUGUGCGCUAGAUGGCAGGACGUCCGUCUGCGCUCGGCGCCACCCAAAGAGCGCGAUAGCCAUUCGGUGCACGUCGUGUGCAUGCUUCGCUAUUGUAAUACUCGAUUUCCAGUUUUGUACGCCGUUUGUUACGACACGCGUUGCACGUAUUCGGGCAAUGUGGCGCGGAUGGCGUGAUUUUAUUUCAACGCAUGUGCUAACACUUCUCUUAGAGGACUAGCAACUUUUUGAGAUGUUUGUAGUGCAUUUGUAGUCUAGUGAUUUGCGAUCGGAUAUUGAUUAACUUGUACAGGACGCGUCCGAGUCGAAUUCGUGGUACCCACCUGGCUUGCAGUGUGCUGAGGCGAACGCACAAGAGCUUACGUCAGGACUAACGACACUGUUUGUUGUGUGAAACGUUUUAUCUAGAUUGUAACUCCAAAUUGUGUCGAUUGAUUUGUUAUUCAGGAGAGUCAUACAUGGGUGACUCCGCCCCAUAUAUGUUAUGAUCAGCCGUAUCGUUGUGUGUAAUCAAUUUUUGUGUUGUCUUUCAAAACGUUUCUGAGAACUGUUAAUAGUCAGCAUUGUGAUUAUUCUGGCACCAAAGCAAUCGUUGAUGAUUUCUCCACGUCGCUCUCUCGUCUGUUAGUUUUAUACUUUUUUAUCCUCCUUAUGAUCGGUCACUCAAAUGGCGGCGUCUAUAUGAUUUACCUUUGGUGAUCUGUCAGUCUGUAUCCUGUCUCGCGCUGUCCCAGGCCACUCCUGUGGCGCCGCGGCCGUCGCCAUGCGCGCACAAACACACGUUGCUCGCUGCGCCGUCUUAAGCGUGUUUCCGCUCGAGAGUUGUGAGUGCUCGCCAGCGUCCCGGCACGGAACCAGUCACGCGGACCACGCUCUACCCCUCUGGCUUGCUUGGCGCACGUGUGGUGCGCCCGCCUGUUGUGUACCGGAUCGUGUGCUUUAUACUGCGUGCACGGCGCUGCUCACUGGACCGGUUAGUGAAGUGCACGCCGGCCGGCCGUCUGCUCAGUUCGUUAUAUUGCGUUACCAUUGUUACCCUAAGUGUAUUGUUUAUCCCCGUCGUCCCUUCCCCCGUUCCCCGAGUCCAGCGAAGGAUGCUGGGUUGAUGGAGCGUAUGUGAGCCAGCUGCCACGAACCUUGCCUGGACGCGAGUCCCCAUGCGGAGGUACUGGACGGCUUUCGUCGCUCUUGGCGUGGGUCGGCUGUGCCGGCCUGUGGUCCUAUUCAAUGUCGCUCCAUCUGUGUGGGCUAGCCUGUUCUGGUGUCCGACUCAAUGUCCUGAGACGAAGGACCGCUCCUGAAUCACGCACUAUGCUCAUGGUGGACCACGAUUGCUUGUCCAAAGUGUGGAGUUCUUAAUCAUCUGGAAAUGAUUGAUGACAAAUGGCGAGUAUCGCCGUGCACAAAGACAAAUCUGGAACAAAGGAUGGUUGACGGGGCACAAAGACUGGUGGUUGUGCGCAGUGGGACUCUGUGCCCGUUUUGUCGCGUGUUUUUCACAUCGGUACGGAACUGUACUAGUGCGCGCAAUCGCUGUGUCGGCGGUGUGAGCACGGCUUGGUGCACGACCCCUGCCCCCCCCCCCCCCCACCGCUCACUGUACAACGCUCGCAGUACCGACGACGACGACACAGGCCGGGUCGGCGGCGGGCGGACCGACGGCCGAACGGGUGCGCUUUACCGACACGAAACAUCAUUCAUCGUUUUACUUCUGUGUCGUGGAAAAGAUCACAUUUACGCACUGUUUCUAAAAGAAGAUAGGAAAUGUGCGAUUUUUAACAUCUGUGCUGUUUUGUUUGCGACCAGACAUUCACAGGAAAUGUUUUUACUGUUUCAAUCUUUUCCGAGCGGACGAUGUCACCGCGGUGUUUUCUGUAGACUUUACGAACGUCAAGGACUGUGUGUCUGCUGUCGGUCCACCCGCUUGACCGAACCGAACUGUCAAUACAGGGCGUCCGUUCUAA
Messenger RNA from Amphibalanus amphitrite, 3223 nucleotides. Its product is annotated as CYFIP-related Rac1 interactor B-like. The transcript has 10 exons. Gene Ontology annotation, molecular function: small GTPase binding. The record is from RefSeq and is a predicted model, not a curated record. Gene Ontology annotation, biological process: regulation of actin filament polymerization. The coding region runs from base 203 to 1192 and encodes 329 amino acids. Lineage: Eukaryota; Metazoa; Arthropoda; Thecostraca; Balanomorpha; Balanidae.